AUGGCUAGCGGCGACGCGGCGCCCUCGCCCGGCCCCUCGCCCGGGGCUGGGAAGCCCAGUGCGGGAAAGAAACUCUUUAUUCCCAAGAAGCGCGUAGAUAACAUUUCCGACACGUCGCUUGCCGAGCUGCGCGCCGAGUUUGGCACGCCCCGCCGCGAGAGUGUUGUUCUCCUCUCGCCGCCCCCGGAAGAGACGCCGGCGAGCUGGGAGCUGUGCCCGUUCUGCGACGAGCCCAUGCCACGGCCCAUGUCGGCCAAGCUUACUGCACUUGUGCAACAUUGGGUGCACAAAAAAAAGGGGGGGCUGGCCCUGCGCCCCACCGACACGAUCGCCGUGUGCCAGCGGCAUCGCGACGAGCACGAUAUUAUACCCGAGGGCGAGCGGCGGGGGUGGCCGCUCGAGAUCGACUUUCGCGAGCUGCGGCGGCGCAUCACCGAUCCACAGAAGCGGUACAUGCGCGUGCUGCAGGACCGGCUGAUGGAGCCGGAGCAAAGCACCUUUUUUCAGGCCGCGCGCCGGACGCGUGAGCAUGUGGGCCGCAAGGCGAGCGCGAGCGCGCAUCAGAUCGAGUGCUUUGACGAGCGGCACUAUGGCGAGCAAGGCAGCGAGCUCUUUGCCGAUAUCCUCUACGCGGCCUUUGUCCAGGAUCCGUUGAUGCCGUCCUUGGACCUGAAGAACAAAGCUGUGCUGGAAAAGAUCCAGCCGCUCGACGCCGCGCAGUUCCUCGACGAAGCGCUGCUCCCUGAGCUGGUCUGCAUGCUGAUCCAGGACGACCUCGGCGGCGAAGCCAAGGCGGCGUACGACGAUGCGAUGCGCGUGCAGCGCGACAGCCGCAAGUUUGGCGUGGCCAUGUACCCCAGCGACACGAGCGAUGCACGCAAAACGCGGCGCACGUCGGGCGGUUGGCUCGGCCCCUCGCCGAAGCGCGAGCGCCGAAAGAGCACGUCGCCGCCGGCCAAACGCCGCAAUACCAGCGACGGAUACGUGCAGCAGACGCUCUUUGGCCUGCGCCGCUCGUCGCGUAUUCCUGUCGGCGGCCCGCGCGUGAUGCUCGACGGGCCAGACUCGGACGAGGACGAGGCGCAGCCGAUGCACCAGCAGCGCCUGCACCUCUCGCGCGAGCCGUCCAGCGUCCAACGGCCGAUGCCGCGGCCGGCCGGGCGCAAACCAUCGAUGUAG
Messenger RNA from Malassezia japonica, 1179 nucleotides. RefSeq lists its product as uncharacterized. Bases 1 to 1179 code for a protein of 392 amino acids. NCBI's taxonomy places the organism in Eukaryota, Fungi, Basidiomycota, Malasseziomycetes, Malasseziales, Malasseziaceae. The record is from RefSeq and is a predicted model, not a curated record. The transcript is spliced from 2 exons.